CUUCCACGCCCUCUAAAUGUCAGUUUAUGUAAGCAACAGUUGGGUAAGUGACUGGAAUGUAAAGGGCCAUUAUCAAGAUGGUGUUUAAACGACUGUGGAAGGUAGCAAAAUAUGGAGGACUGUUAGGAGCUGUGGGUACAACAGGCUAUCUCCUGCAGAAGAAUGACUGGGAUAUGUCAACCAUAGGUGUGGUCCGAUUUGGUCGAGCAGCAUGGGCAGCAGUGAGGCUUGUUGCAGAUUACAAGAUUAACCUCCGAGGCGUGGAUUAUGAUUCUCCAGAGUAUCAAAAACUAAAAUCUGAGAUUCACUUGCGGUCAGCAUUGCAAUUGAGAGAUAUGUGCUGUUUGAAUGGCGGAGCUUUUAUCAAGGUAGGACAGCAUGUUGGGUCCUUGGAGUACUUGCUUCCAAAGGAAUAUGUGGAGACUAUGAAGGUUUUGCAUAAUAAAGCACCACAGUCCAACGUAGAUGAACUGAAAGGUGUUUUUGAGGAAGAUUUGAAAAUGAAGGUGGAAGAUGUUUUUGAUAGUUUUGAGAAGGAGCCACUUGGAGCUGCCUCGCUGGCCCAGGUUCACAAGGCAACACUCAAAGAUGGAACAGUGGUGGCUGUCAAAAUACAACACCCGCAAGUCAAAAGCCAUUCCUUUGUGGAUAUAAAAACUAUGGAGCUUUUGGUUCACUGCAUUGCCUGGGUUUUCCCUGGUUUCCAGUACAUGUGGCUUGCUGAAGAAACAAAGAGGAAUCUUCCGCUAGAGCUUGACUUUCUCCAUGAGGGAAGAAACUGUGAGAGGGUUGAGAGACUUUUUAAACACUUUAGCUUCCUGAAAGUUCCCAAGAUUCAUUGGGAUCUGUCCUCGGAGAGGGUGCUGACUAUGGAAUUCUGUGAGGGAGGAAAAGUGGAUGACAAGGCGUAUAUGGAGAAACAUGGAAUAAAUGUCAAUGAGGUCACAAAGAACUUGGGGAAGCUGUACAGCGAGAUGAUAUUUGUCCAGGGCUAUGUUCAUUGUGACCCCCAUCCCGGCAAUGUCCUGGUCAACAAAACUGAGGAGGGAACUCAAAUAGUCCUUCUGGAUCAUGGAUUGUAUCAGUCAUUGACAGAUACAUUCCGUGUCAGCUACAGUAAGCUGUGGAUGUCUCUUAUCAAUGCAGACCUAGAGGGCAUUAAAAAGUAUGCCACAGAGCUGAACUGUGGCGACAUGUAUGGACUGUUUGCAUGCAUGAUAACGGCUCGCUCAUGGAAUGCUAUCACCAGUGGAAUAGACAAGACAGAGAUUACACAAUCUGAGAGUAAUGAAAUCAAAGACAAUGCUGCCAACUACCUAAUACAAAUAUCUGAAAUACUCAACAAGAUUCCUAGAGAAAUGCUUCUUAUUCUCAAGACCAAUGAUGUUCUACGUGGGAUCGAGUAUGCAUUGAACAUUCAACCAAAUGCCACAUCUUUCCUCAACAUGUCAAGGUGCUGUGUUCGCGCGGUUGGAGAGGACCAAUACAGACAGUGUCAUUCCUGGACCAAUCGAAUAAGAGUUCAGUUUGCUACCUCAUGGCAGCUAUUUAAAAUCAGUGUCUAUGAAUUUUGUUUGUGGAUACAGCUGAUGUACUCUUGGUUGUUCAUGUACAAGUUACCAAGUUGAUGAUAACCAAGUUUAGUUUACUUUUGAUGCAGUGAAACCAGUCUAUAUUCAUGUGCUUUUAGAAGGAAUUCAGAAUGGUCAGAUUGCUGGAUGUGACGAUGUUAAAAUUAAUGAAAAACAUGUAAUUCUAAUAAAUUAUAGAAAUCAGAAUUGUUUUUAGAAUGGCCGGAUACUUAGAAGAGAAUGUAGAUGCAGACAGGUUUCACUGUAUCAUUAUCAAUAUAGAUUUAUUAAAUUAUAUUUUCAAGGGUAUUAUGAUUAAUAUUUUAACUCUGCUGCAUGAGAAUUAAAGACCCUUUAUUCUUAAGUGAAAAUAUGAACACCCAGUUUGUUUCUGAUGGGUGAUCAUUAGUAGCGGUAAUUGUCAUUACCCUCAGACUGAAUUGUGCUCAUUGACAAUUAAUGUACAUCAAAUUAAACUACUGGCAAGUACCUUUUCUAGAUUUUUUAAAGGAGUAAAUUACUUGGUAAUGCAUGGAAAUAUGGUUGCUUGAUUUUGAUAUUAGUAUGGCUAAAAUCUUCGUUUGUCAUAAUUUUGAAGCUGUCAAAGGAGUUCUCUUUUUUCCACGUACAACAUUAUUAAAAACACUACUGAAUUUUUAUGAUCUUUUGCCAUAAAAACUACAUGUUUUAUCAUGAAAUGUCAAUAAAUUAAUGAACUAUGAAUUACUUCAUUCUGUUGAAUUGUUGUUGUUU
This is a messenger RNA of Magallana angulata, 2324 nucleotides long. RefSeq names its product aarF domain-containing protein kinase 1-like. Gene Ontology annotation, cellular component: mitochondrial inner membrane. Gene Ontology annotation, molecular function: ATP binding; protein kinase activity. The record is from RefSeq and is a predicted model, not a curated record. Bases 78 to 1628 code for a protein of 516 amino acids. Gene Ontology annotation, biological process: mitochondrion organization; protein phosphorylation; lipid homeostasis. NCBI's taxonomy places the organism in Eukaryota, Metazoa, Mollusca, Bivalvia, Ostreida, Ostreidae. The transcript has 9 exons.